This is a messenger RNA of Harpia harpyja (harpy eagle), 4205 nucleotides long. RefSeq lists its product as uncharacterized. Bases 2541 to 3602 code for a protein of 353 amino acids. The transcript is spliced from 2 exons. NCBI's taxonomy places the organism in Eukaryota, Metazoa, Chordata, Aves, Accipitriformes, Accipitridae. The record is from RefSeq and is a predicted model, not a curated record.
CUGAAUGGUUACCGUUUUGGGAACAAAACCAGUGGGAAGUAAACCAAGUGCCAGUGUGGCAACGAGACAAAUGGGAAGAAAUACUGAAUAUCGCCAAGCAGAGAUCUUUCUUGGUAGGCUGGGUUGCUGCACACCAGACAGGAGAUAACCCGGCCCACCUCCUAAAUAACCAAGUAGAUUCCUUAACACGUCUAGCCAGUCUUGCCAUCGAUGGUGAAGCAGAGAAAUGGGAACACCUUCUGGAGUGGCUGCACAUGAAGCGUGGCCAUUCAGGGAGUAAAGACCUGUACAAAGAGGCUAUUAGUAGAGGAUGGGCCGUUACACGAGAAUUAUGUAACACUGUUAUUUCUGCAUGCGGUCAAUGUCGAGUUCGUUUGGAAAAAUAUAACCCUUUAAAAGAGCAACCCCUGCAUUUAAGGACAAACAAAGGUUUAUGGCAAACGUGGCAAAUUGACUAUAUUGGCCCCUUUCGGGUAUCAGAGGGAAAACGAUAUGUGUUAGUAGGAGUAGAGGUAGUAUCAGGACUAACACAAGCUGAAGCUGUAUCCAGAGCAACAGGAGAAAAUACAGUGAAAAGUCUUAAAGUAUGGUUUAGCUGCUUGCCCAAGCCUCAAUCAAUUCAAUCUGAUAACGGGAGCCAUUUCACUGCUGGAGUAGUGCAAGAAUGGGCUAAGGGUGAGGAAAUCCAGUGGGUUUUUCACACCCCUUACUACCCUCAAGCUAAUGGUAUUGUGGAGAGAACGAACAGACUUCUAAAACGAGCUCUGAGGCCCCAUGACCCAGGGUGGGCCUCGCGAGUACCAGAAGCAGCAUACCGAAUCAAUAGCCGGUGGGGGGCAAAUGGCUGCCCCCGACUCCUGGUGUUCUGUCCCACACCUCCUUCUAUUGUUCCAGGGACGAAAGGUGGCAAAGACCCUGUACGCUUGCUCCACUAUGCUGGACAACCAGUAUUAGUGGAACUGCCCACUGUGGGGCAAGUGCCCCUAACCCUAAAGACGCCCCUUAACCUUUAUUCCUGGGUGGCCACAGAUGCCCAUGGGAAGGAGCAUCGUAUCAAUACCCGAUGGAUUGUCCCAUCCUUCUAAGUGGGCCUUCAUGUCCUGAAUUAAAGUUGUUCCGAUGUUAAAUGGCUGAUGGGAAUAUGUUUUUUCUCUAUCCCACUAGCUGGAUUCUAACAAGCAUAUCAGUUAAGAUGCAGAAUAUAAGCCCAACCCUCUGCUAUAGUGCUAAGACCAUAGCUGCUUGAUUGCUUGCUUAUGUUUUUGUUACUUUUGUAUUUCUGACUAGUGAUGCUGUGUUGACUUCUCAGGAUUCCUGAGUUGGGGGGAGGACAUGGGGAGCUUGGCAGCAGACCGCGUUGGAGUUCUUGCAGCGGCACCUACGCCACGUAAGAGCAAGAGGUCGCUAUAAACUUAUUAGCCUUUUUACGCACAAUGAGCACAUUCUGCUGAUCUACGGAUGCUUUAAUCAGAGCAAUUCCAGUCAAGAGAGCUUCAAGUUUAAGGCUAGUUUGUAUGCAUCUAUAAUAAGUAACACAUCCUGCACAUGGCCUGUAUGAGGUUGUUUUACAGAAGCUGCAUGAGCGCCUUGGAGGGUGCACCUCAGCCUCUCGGAUGGAUCCCAACCACUAGCAGCACUGCUUGACAUCUCCUCCAAAUCCCAUCCCUCUAAUCAUUGUUUAUUUUUGUAUAUAUUUUGCAGGUUAUCAGAAGCCCACAGCAGGACUUAUGUUUUCACUUGAUGAGUGGGCCAUUACCUGUAUUGUUUGUUUGAUUUCGUUUGUGAUAUUUUUAUGGUACAACAGGGAAAGAUGGUUUGGAACUCCUUCCUCCUUGCCUUUCUUACCUUUGGUGCAUCUGGACAAGGAGAAAGGACCUCCAAUUUAGCUUGGGAAGUGAUACAAGGAUUCAUACAUGUCUGGAAUAGAACGGAUCAGGGGAUCUGUAUUCAGAUUCCUACUUCUGCCGAGCAGGGGAUUAGAUUCGGUUUGAUACCCAUGAGGCUCAAUAUUGGAAAAUAUAAUAUGAGCAAUGGCAUUAUAGGGUUAGUAGAUGCUCCUUUUGAGUAUCAAUAUCGAAGUGAUUAUACCUCUUCUGGCAGAUGGUGGCGAGAUGAAGCAGCCUUCUAUGAGAUCCCUCGGGACACGGGGUGGCCUGACUUAAUAAACAAAACUUGUAAGCGAUGGAGAUUGGAGGUCAGCCGUGAAAUCGGUAUUAGUCAUAGCCCACCGUGUCCUCCAGGAUUCAAGGAAGCCUAUUCCAGACGAUUCCCACCUUCUCCAUCCUGGUGGAGAAUAACAGGCUGCCCUUCCUAUCACAAUAUAUCUUGUAAUCUAGUGCCCUUUUGGCCUGCUUCCCCGGAAAUUACCCCUUUUGAAUUACAAUAUAAUGUAAGAUGGGUUUCGGCUUGGUGUGUUCACAUACCUGACAGGAAGGGACAAUAUCUUUUAAUGAAUAAUGUCCACACUGCUUGGGGAUGGUCAGUGAAACACAUGUUAAAAAAACCAACCUCUUCACUUAUUAAAGAAAGAAUUCGUGGGCAUGCCCAACCCCAAUGAUGCCCAUUUGUUAAACUGUACCCACAUUAUAGAUUGUACCACAGGCGCUGGCGAUCCCAUCGAAAUGUGGAUCAGUUUGGAAGUUAGAACCUUAAUUCAAGAUACGUGCACCUGUUGGGGAUAUCCUAAUUUUGGAUACCGAAACCGAGAUAGCCAAUGUAAUCAGAUCACCAAUAAUGUUAAUAUCUGGCUAAAAUGUGGAAUUCCCAUUAACCACUUCCCAAGACAUAAGGUGGGGGAAGAUAAUCAAAUACCCCGGGGAGACGCAGCUACUUGUCAAAACGCUUUGUAUGCCGCCCCUGAGGGGACCGUCUGGGGGUGCUCAGAUGGGAAAAUGUACUCGCACCUGAAUGUUAUCAAACAGGCUGGAUUGCGGUGUGGUUUGGGAAUUCCUACUAUGUGUCCCAGGCGAAUCUUUGAAUAUACCACACCACCUAUUCACAGGAAAAAACGAGAACUUGAUGACCCAAGUAGCACCCAGAAGUGGAUUCAAAGCAUUCUAAAACCCGAUUAUUAUACCUGGGGACAGACGGUAUCGUUAGAGCUAGAAGCAUUCUUUGCACCAUCUGGGUAUAUUGUUCGGCACCAAUGGGUGCUAGAAAACCUAACUUGGCAAGUACAUGUAUUAAGUAAUUGGACUCGAUAUGCCUUUGGGGAACUAAAUCUGCAAGUGCAACAAGUAUCAAAAAUGGCAUUACAGAAUCGUUUAGCCUUAGAUAUGUUAUUGUUAAAAGAACAAGGUGUGUGUGGUAUGUUAAACUUGACUGAAUCCGAAUGUUGUAUUACCAUUCAUAAUGCCACGACCUCAAUUGAAGAAGCCCGGGCAAAGAUGAAGGAGAUUGCUGACCAGACGGGGGAACUCUUCCACGCAAUGCAACCAGCUGACUGGUUUGAUGGCUGGAGUCCCAACUCAUGGCUACAUUCCAUUUUUGGGAUCCUUGGGACUGACGGGGUGGGGAAAAUGGCUUGUAAAUAUUGGACUUAUGAUAUUAAUUGGAUUUAUAUGUUUAAUAGCAGGCCUUGCCAUAGUAAGAUGUAUGAUUAGCCGCUUGCUAUCCUCAGCUGUCUCUCUCUCUUCUCCUACUGUCCGCUAUAUUAAAAUCACCACAGACGAAGAUGAUAUGAACGAGAAUCAAAGUCCAGCGACUGUUUGAGCCACGGGGUGGUGUGACGGUCUGACAAACUAUAGUCAAUGUCUCAAACAUCCGUUAAAGAGCUUUGGUGGAGAAAACGGCCUCUGUAAAAAUGCUGGAGUUUUGUGAACAGGACAACGUGGCCGGAGGAGAGGGCCCCACGGAGGGUGGGACCGCACUUCUCCAAAGCUGCAAUUCCUUAUCUUAAGUGACCAGGAGAAGGAGCACAGCAUAUGUGCCUGGAGGAGGAGGCCCCACGGAGGAUGGGACUGUGCUUCUAUCUUAAGCGGUCAUGCCAGCAGGAAAAGAGAGGCAACUCUGCAAUGAACCCCCCCAAAGCUCACCGACCGAUUCCAGAGAACCCCGGGAAUGGGAACUGUGCAUGUCGAGACCAUCAACUAACACACUAUAAAAGAAGGGAGAACGAGUUCUCAGUGCGCACCCUCCGGAACUGGAUCUCUACGCUGGCUGGACCAAUGCUGGACCCAGGACUGGUGAAACCCUUUUCUUCUCUC